Alexandromys fortis (reed vole) is the source of this 1714-nucleotide messenger RNA. Its product is annotated as zinc finger protein OZF-like. The transcript has 2 exons. Gene Ontology annotation, biological process: regulation of transcription by RNA polymerase II. Gene Ontology annotation, molecular function: RNA polymerase II cis-regulatory region sequence-specific DNA binding; DNA-binding transcription factor activity, RNA polymerase II-specific. The record is from RefSeq and is a predicted model, not a curated record. NCBI's taxonomy places the organism in Eukaryota, Metazoa, Chordata, Mammalia, Rodentia, Cricetidae. The coding region runs from base 1 to 1650 and encodes 549 amino acids.
AUGGGAGUUCAGAGGAUUGAGAAAGACCAUGGAAGUGAAUGUCAUAAUGAGUGUGAUAAAAAUCAGCCAGCUAGUCCAGAGAGUAUGAUCAUUAAAGACACGCCUUGCAGAGUAAGAGUUCAUGAGACUCCAUUGCUUGUAACAAAUAUCAUUGGUGAUUUAUCCUUACAAGGGUAUCUCAGAGAAAAAGAUAGAGGGAAACCACCACUGUAUAAGGGAGCUGUGGCAAAAGCUUGUAAACAUCAGAAUCAUUGGAAAGUAAUCAGUUGUUCUAAAUCCCUUCAGGUACUUGAAACUUCUCCUGAAGAGAAACCCAGGAAAAAACAAUAUAAAGAAGCCUGUAGGAGUCUGUGUUUAGAUCAGCCUCAGGAGAGAACUUAUACUGGAGAUAAACUCAAUGAGGAUAUCUUCAUGAGAUACACACGGGGACAGAAUGAUGAACAAAAUCAUAAAGAAGUGGAACAAUUUGUAUGUAGUCUCUGGGAAGAAUCCUUCAUUGAUUUCAGUGAGCUUACCAACCAUGAAAAUAGUCAUAUUGAAGAAAAAAGGUACAGUUGUAGGCAAUGUGGCAAAACAUUUAAAUAUAAAACAUGUUUUGAGAAACAUAAAGUAACUCACAAAGGAGAGAAACCAUAUGCUUCUAUACAUUAUGGAAAAGCCUUCACCCAAUUCAAUCAUCAUAACAGUCAUGAAGGCAGUUACAUUGGACAAAAGCCUUAUACUUGCAAGCAUUGUGGGAAAAAAUUCACCAGUUCAUCUCAUCGAAACAUUCAUGAAAAAAUUCACACUGGAGAGAAACCUUAUGCAUGUAAGCAUUGUGGAAAAGCCUUCAACAAGUGCAGUAGUCGUAACAGACAUGAGAGGAGCCACACUGGAGAGAAACCAUUUGCAUGUAAACAUUGUGGAAAAAACUUCACCAGUUCAUCUCAUCUAAACAAUCAUGAAAGAAUUCACACUGGAGAGAAACCUUAUGCAUGUAAGCAUUGUGGAAAAAACUUCACCACUUCUUCUUAUCUACACAUUCAUGAAAGAAUUCACACUGGAGAGAAACCUUAUCCAUGUAAGCAUUGUGGAAAAAACUUCACCAGUUCUGUUUAUCGAAACAAUCAUGAAAGAAUUCACACUGGAGAGAAACCUUAUUCAUGUAAGCAUUGUGGAAAAGCCUUCAACGACCCCAGUAGUCAUAAGAGACAUGAGAGGAGCCAUGCUGCAGAGAAACCAUUUGCAUGUAAACAUUGUGGAAAAAACUUCACCACUUCUCUUUAUCGAAACAAUCAUGAAAGAAUUCACACUGGAGAGAAACCUUAUGCAUGUAAGCAUUGUGGAAAAGCCUUCAACGACCCCAGUAGUCAUAAUAGACAUGAGAGAAGCCAUUCUGCAGAGAAACCAUUUGCAUGUAAACAUUGUGGAAAAAACUUCACCAGUUCUUCUUAUCUACACAUUCAUGAAAGAAUUCACACUGGAGAGAAACUUUAUCCAUGUAAGCAUUGUGGAAAAAACUUCACCAGUUCUGUUUAUCGAAAAACGCAUGAAAGAAUUCACACUGGAGAGAAACCUUUUUCAUGUAAGCAUUGUGGAAAAGCCUUCAACGACCCCAGUAGUCGUAAGAGACAUGAACGUAGGCACACUGCAGAGAAACCCUAUGCAUGAGCAUUGUGGAAAAGCCUUCAACUCUUCCAUUAGGUGUAACAGAGAUUAACGGAGAUAUACUACA